This is a messenger RNA of Halteromyces radiatus, 1009 nucleotides long. RefSeq names its product beta-lactamase-like protein. Gene Ontology annotation, biological process: secondary metabolite biosynthetic process. The record is from RefSeq and is a predicted model, not a curated record. The coding region runs from base 38 to 1009 and encodes 323 amino acids. Lineage: Eukaryota; Fungi; Mucoromycota; Mucoromycetes; Mucorales; Cunninghamellaceae. The transcript has 4 exons.
CAGUCUUAUCUUUUUUUCCUUUCAUUCUAUUGACACCAUGUCUCUCAACAGACUUCCUUCCUUACCAGACUUUGAACAACUAUCUGAUCGAGUAUGGCGCGUCAUGGGUUUAAAUCCAAGUAGUUUUUGUCUCCAAGGCACCAAUACAUACCUUAUUGGACUGGGAAAUCGUAAAAUCCUUAUUGAUACAGGUGAAGGUGAAUUAGGGUACCUUCCUUUACUACGACAAUCUUUGAAAACCAUUUCUCCUGAUGCUUUUAUAUCGGAUAUUCUUAUCAGUCAUUGUCAUCAUGAUCAUUUUGGAGGUCUUUCAGAUAUUCUUCAAUCUGAUCUGAAUGAUCCUAUUCUUCCUAUUCGGGUACACAAAUAUCCAUUAUCAUUGGACAGUCAUGAUCAUCAUUUUCAUAUGGACGGUUUUCCCAAAGAUGCACCUUUAGAAGAUUUACAUGAUCAUCAAAUCUUUCAUUUGGAUAACGACAACAAGACAACCACCCUUCAUGUUAUACAUACACCUGGUCAUACAGAUGAUCAUUGCUGUUUCUGGUUGGAAGAAGAAAACGCUAUAUUUACUGCCGAUUGUGUCCUUGGUCAUGGUUCUGUAGUCUUCAAUAAUCUUUCAGCUUAUAUGUCAAGUUUACAAAAGUUGGAAACGUUGGCACCUACUCGUCUAUAUCCUGGUCAUGGUGUUGUAGUAGAAGAUGGUGUCAAUAGAAUUCGACAGUAUCAACGUCAACGAUUAGAAAGAGAAUCUCAAAUUAUACAACUGAUGCGAUCGGAAAAACCUGCUCAUGGAGGUCAUUGGACAGCAUUGGAUAUUACUGAAAGUUUGUAUGGUAGUGAAAUGUCAACAGAUUUGCAACCGGUGAUUGUACGUGGUAUUGCUUUACAUAUGUUGAAAUUACAAGAAGAAGGACGAGCAAAAAUCUUGGAUGGAUCUACUUUUAAUCAAAUGGAAAUGUAUACAAUGAUGCAUAAAGAAUGGUGUUACAUUGAAAAAAGUCAUUUAUGA